AGGCAGGGCUGGGCGGCACGCUGACACUUCCAUUCUCUCUGCUGCUUGUCUUGCACUGACUUUCGGGAGCCGGCUCAUGGUCCCAAGAUGUACAGAAAUAUAGUCAUAGGAUUACUAUUGUCAGGUUGUAUUUUUUCAAUUGUCACCUCCAAAGAAAAUGGGACCACCUCUGUAACACAUGCCUCACCAACGAGCGCAGGUCCAGGUGCCCCCACAAUUCCUUCUGCUACUCACUUGAGCAAAACAGAACAAUCAGUCACUAGAAGUCACCCUGGCACAGGACGAGAGCAAACAGGAGCAAGACGACAAAUAGAACACCCUUUCUCAGAACCAGUGAUCAUAAUCAUUAUCUUUCUGGUGAUGGGUGGUGUCAUCGGAGUCAUACUGCUUUUUGCUUACGGCGUCGGCAAACUGCGUAUGAGAAAUCCAGUUACCGCCCAACCUGAAUUCCCACAAAACACAGAUGACCCUUUAAGCUCUGUAGAAACUGAAAAUCCAGUCCUUCCACAGAACAAUAACGAAUGAUACAUUGCUCACCAAGCCAAAUUUUGGAAGAACUAGAAGACAAGAAACUUCAGUCAAGUGAAAAAUCAACGUGUAAAUUGAACACGCUAAUAAAUUGUAGACACCCUUAGAUUGUUGAAUUUCAGGAUGAAAAUUUCAUCCUAGUGAGUCCAGUGACUCAGUGAUGGAAAAAGCCUCCACUUGUUAAUAUUUCGAAAAGAAGAACAAGUCUUUUCUUUCAUGCCCGCUUUUGUGUGUUAGCUUAAUGUUUCCAGGUCACGGACUCAGAGUUCUGAUCCAAAGGCUUGUAAUUCAUAGAUGAAAUCUAAACUCUUCUCAUCCUAAACUCCUGAGUCUAUUUUUCAUUUCUUUAAACAAAUUAAAUCCUAUCAUUUCCUUCAUUCCUGAAUAAAUAAGAUAAGGUGAUCUUAUCACACUAGUGAUCACACUAGUGAUGAUGAUAUUUUUUAGUCACAAUAAUAAAGUGUGUUAUUAGAAAUGCUUUGCAUGCAUGCAUACAUACAUGUAAAUACACAUUUGUACCUGUGCAUAGACACAGGUACAGACAUAGAGGUAUAAAAUGACACUCGCACUCAUCCUUUCAUGCAUAAAUCAAUAUAAAAGUUUUUUCCAUUAAAAAGAAGUGAAACAUUCCAUAUGUAUAAGUGGCUCAUUUAAGUGCAUCUGACAUUACAGCAUCGUGUCCUCCAGGCCACUGGCUGACGCACCCAUUGUGUUCCCCUGGGAGAGUAAUUCAGGUAAACAGUCAGAGAACCCUGAGGAACAGAAAGAAGGAUGUUUCCUCACCAAUAACUCUGGAAAUGCAACCAGAGUUGCGUACUGGACAUGCGGGUGAAUAUUUUAACAGGUCACCAUUACAUUGUUUUCUAAUGUUCUCAGUUAAAUGCUUUCAUCCGUCCAGCCCUAGAUUUCCUCACUAAUAAAGCUUUGGAAAUUGGUUUGAAUACUCUAAAAGAAAUUUCUAGCUGUGAGACGAAGGGUCUGUGCUCUGCCGCUGUCACUCACCGGUAGUGAAACGUAAAAAGCAGUACAAAACCAAAGACGUGCCUUCCUGUGCUACCCUCUCUUCUCAUGGAUAAAAAUCCCCACGGCUUUCCCCUGUUGGAUGAUAAUUAAGUGAAAAAUAUUGUGUACUCAUCUGAGCCUGGCAACUUAAAUGUAUUUUUUAAUGAAUUAAAAAAGUCUGAAUCUUCA
Phyllostomus hastatus (greater spear-nosed bat) is the source of this 1719-nucleotide messenger RNA. RefSeq names its product glycophorin A (MNS blood group) (gene GYPA). NCBI's taxonomy places the organism in Eukaryota, Metazoa, Chordata, Mammalia, Chiroptera, Phyllostomidae. Bases 88 to 525 code for a protein of 145 amino acids. The record is from RefSeq and is a predicted model, not a curated record. The transcript is spliced from 7 exons. Gene Ontology annotation, cellular component: membrane.